Messenger RNA from Hippocampus comes (tiger tail seahorse), 1827 nucleotides. Its product is annotated as homeobox protein Dlx4b-like. The record is from RefSeq and is a predicted model, not a curated record. The transcript is spliced from 3 exons. Bases 558 to 1325 code for a protein of 255 amino acids. Gene Ontology annotation, biological process: cell differentiation; regulation of transcription by RNA polymerase II; embryo development. NCBI's taxonomy places the organism in Eukaryota, Metazoa, Chordata, Actinopteri, Syngnathiformes, Syngnathidae. Gene Ontology annotation, molecular function: RNA polymerase II cis-regulatory region sequence-specific DNA binding; DNA-binding transcription factor activity, RNA polymerase II-specific.
UAUUAUCCUUUUGUAUGUUUUUGCUAUUUGCACUUAAUUGGGAUGUUUCCAAAGACUUGCAGUGACAAAUUGAAUUUAAGUGGCGAUAAUGAAGACAAUUUCUGCGCCACGAGCGAGCGGAGUCACUUGAGCCCUUUUUGCCAUUGAUGCGACUGCGCCCCUCCGGGAGAGCCAAUGAGAGGAGCGCCGCCCGCGUGCGUGCGAGACGCACACGGCGAGCCGCGCACCGCCACGCAGCCUCACUCCACUUUGACACGCGCACAACAAUCGUGCGCAGCGGAGACGGUGAGGAAUAAAAUAUUACGUCUGCCGUUUCGGACAGAAAUAGAAAGUUUUCGGUUUUUUUUUUAUUGAUUUGAACUUCGGAUUUUUUUUGUGUGUGUGAGUGUGAAGAUAUCUCGGAUGAAUUAUUAGUUCGGUCGUCCCAUGCGGAUGUGCGCACUCUUCCCCACAGCAUUUUUCGAUUUGUAGACUCUUUUGUUUUUGGCUGGCCUCGCGAUGGCCGUCGUCGUCGUCCAGAGUUGGUGACCCGGCAUGGCUUCCGAGCCGCAUCCCCGAUGAUGACGAUGAGUUCGCUGGCGGACACUUUGGUCUCCCCCGACCCUUCCAAAUCGGCCUUUUUGGAAUGCGGCGGCCACAGCUUCCCCGCUCACCCGCAGUCCUCGCCGGGACUGGCGCACAACCCUUACCAGUUCCACAGCCUGCACGCGGCCGCGCAGCACGACGGGCCCUUCCCGUCGUCGGCGCCCUCCUACGGCCGCCCUCUCGGUUACCCGUCCUACCACAGCCCGGUGAGCGCGCACACGCCCGGGUCCUACCUGCCCUACCCGCACGGAGGCCACGGCGGCGGGCUGCAGGGGCACGCCAGGCUGGAGGAGAAAGCAGAACACGACAAGCCCACCGCGGUCUUGGAAAACGGCGAGCUGCGGCUCAACGGCAACGGCAAGAAGAUCCGAAAGCCUCGGACCAUUUACUCCAGUCUGCAGCUGCAGGCCCUCAACCAGCGCUUCCAGCAAACCCAGUACCUGGCUCUGCCCGAGAGGGCCGACCUCGCCGCCAAAUUGGGCCUGACGCAGACGCAGGUUAAAAUAUGGUUCCAAAACAAACGAUCCAAGUACAAGAAGAUCAUGAAGAGCGGGCCCUGCGGAUCGGAUGGAGAGCCCAGGUCGGCCCCGCUCCAGACUUCCGCUUCUCCGUGCACAGUCUGGGACAUGAGCAUGACUCCGAAAGGCCCACCGGUGCACUCCGGCGGAUACAUGAACAAUUUUGCUCACUGGUAUCCGGGACAUCCUCAGGAUGCCAUGCCCAGGACUCAACUGAUGUGACAUGCACUCGGAUUGGAGGGCUUUUUUUUUUUCCUCCAUAAAAAAACAACUCCCCCAUAUCCGACAUUGUUUACAGUGUGAGACACUGGAGCAAAAAUUAAGGAAAGCGCAGCAAAAAAAAAAAAAAAAAAAAGAAAAAGUUAAAUCUGGGGCGACUGGUUGAAAAAGUGAGGCAGUUUUGGCUCCCGUUGCUCCAGGAGCUCUCAGUACACAGAAGGAAAGUGCAGCGAGGUACUGCACACGGAUUCUUUGGUGGAUUUCUCGGUGUCACAUGAAGAAAAUGCAAAAAAAGAAAACAAAAAAAGAAAAAAAAAGUGCCGAUUUCCAUGGUUGCAUUCGGAAUGCCGUCAAUAUUCCGGUGACGGAACGGUGAACUUCUUGGCAUCUUUGAACUCGAUUGAAACACCUUCGAUGACUCCCAUGCAACGCGUUAGCUAUUAUUAGCUCCAGUUGAACGACCUGUUCUCUCUCACAAGCGAGACAUGAACAUCGUAUGACAUGG